ACUCGCCACCUCGCUCUGGGACCACGAACGCUGUGGGAGGCACGGGCCGUGGACAGGACGCUGCGCUCGGGUUACCCAAUGCGUGGACUAUCUGCCGCCGCUGCCCGUGCAAUAUGCUGGAGCUCCAGAACAGCUAAACGGAGUCGCCACACCGCUGCCUGGGCUGGAUCGCAGCGCUGCCUUUCCUUAUGAAGAAGACACAAACUUGGAUUUUCACUUGCAUUUAUCUUCAGCUGCUCCUGUUUAAUCCUCUCGUCAAAACUAAAGGGAUCUGUGGGAAUCGUGUGACUGAUGAUGUGAAAGACGUUACAAAAUUGGUGGCAAAUCUUCCAAAAGACUAUAAGAUAUCCCUCAAGUAUGUUCCCGGGAUGGACAUUUUGCCCAGUCAUUGUUGGAUAAGUGAAAUGGUGAGACAGUUGACGUUCAGCUUGACUGAGCUUCUGAGCAAGUUUUCAAGUAUUUCUGAAGGCUUGAGUAAUUAUUCCAUCAUAGACAAACUUGUGAAGAUAGUGGAUGAUCUGGUGGAGUGCGUGGAGGACCACUCAUCUACGCAUGUAAUAAGAGGAUCUAAGAACCCAGAACCCAGGCUAUUUACUCCUGAAGAAUUCUUUAGCAUUUUCAAUAGAUCCAUAGAUGCCAUUAAGGACUUUAGGGUGACAUCAGAAACAAGUGAUUGUGUGCUUUCUUCAACAUUAAGUCCUGAGAAAGAUUCCAGAGUCAGUGUCACAAAACCAUUUAUGUUACCCCCUGUUGCAGCCAGCUCCCUUAGGAAUGACAGCAGUAGCAGUAAUAGGAAGGCUGAAAAUUCCAUUGGUGACUCCAGCCUACAAUGGGCAGCCAUGGCAUUGCUAGCGUUCUUUUCUCUUGUAAUUGGGUUUGCUUUUGGAGCCUUCUACUGGAAGAAGAAACAACCAAAUCUUACAAGGGCAGUUGAAAAUACACAGAUCAAUGAAGAGGAUAAUGAGAUAAGUAUGUUGCAAGAAAGAGAGAGAGAGUUUCAAGAAGUGUAAUUGUGGCUUCUAUCAACACUGUUACAUUCGUACACUGGCGGGUAACAGUUCAUGUUUGCUUCAUAAAUGAAGCAGCUUAAAACAAAUUCAUAUUCUGUCUGGAGUGACAGACCGCAUCUUUAUCUGUUCUUGCUACCCAUGACUCUGUAAGGAUGAUUCAGAAAUUGGAACAAAGUGUUUUACUGUGAAACUGGCCCUGAAUUAAUCAUCUGUAAAGAAGAACUUGCAUGGAGCAGGACUCUAUUUUAAGGACCUGGGGGACUUGUGGUCUCAUUUAGAACUUGCGACUGAUAUUGGGAAAGCAGGCACGCGUCGCAGACUGCACGCACAAUUUGCAUGCCUCCAGAAAUGUCUAAUUGCUGAAAAACCACAUAGCUUUAUUUUUCAGUUACAACCUGUAGCCAUAGUUAACCUGAUCUCUGCAAGUAGAUUUCAGCCUGGAUAGUGGGGGGUAACCAUUUUUUCUCAAAGGGAUCGAAAAAAAAUGCUUAAAACAAAAACUCAAUCGCAUCAGCCACUGUACAGUCUAGAAGGCAGUGAGAGCUAAGUGAUGACAGGAGUAGGCAGCUGGUCAGCCUUGUAGCUGCUGAUUCAUAAUGUAGGUCUGGUUAUGAUCUCUUCCUGACAUAGACCGUGCUGAACCAUAUCUCACUAGACAAUGGACAUGGCUGGUUCUGUCCAUGUCGGGGAGCCAACAAUGAACUAGAGCAGUGAUGCCUUUGCAGAGCAAAGACUCUCCGGAAGAGUUAACCCAUGAAGAAGCUAUGAACACUGAACAGCAGAAGUUUGCCAAGGAGGACACUUGGCAACCCUGGUUAAGUCUGCCUUUUCCCUUGACCGCUACAGAGUGAAUAGGUCGUGUUUGCAAACUGUAUUACAAAAUGUUUAUAUUCUAAAACUGUUACAGAGUCGUGUAAAGGGACUUAGGAGAAAAUGCUGAAUGUAUGGAAGUCCCAUUUUAAAUUUCCACCGUGGCAGAGAGUAAAAAAAUAAAUUACAAUUUUUUUUUUUAAUCUUAGAUAUGGGUGCUUUAUAUGGGUAUUGAAAACUAGGUUACCUGGCUUUUAAAGAAUGCAAGGAAUCUGAAAACUUUAGUUAUUUAUAGUAUAUUCACCAUUUUCUGUUUAAAGGAUCCAUUUAUUUAAAAUCAGGCACCCUAUAUUCAUUAAAGUUUAUGAAUUAAAAAACAAAUAAAAACAGAGCUUUAUGUAGUUCCGCAUGUCAGUAUGAUAUUUAAAAUGUGUUUCGCAUAGUUAGAGUGAAUUUGGCAGGGAUUCCCAAGACAUACACUGCAUUUUUAAACUUGAACUUAUGAAUGAUUAUGUGAAUUCCUUUUGCCAAUUUUUUUUAUAGUCAAAGAAACAUCCAACUAAAGUCAAAGAAUGUUUUCUUAUGGUUUAUUUUGAUGAAAGUUCUUUUGGCAUACCAUGAAGGUAUAUGUAAAGGAAUUCAAAGCUUUCCAGUCCAAUUUGAUCAUGUGAUAACAUUAUUGCCAUGUACUAUGAUCACAAUCUGACCAUUUUCAGUGCAGUAAUAGAAAAGGGCAUAUGCUAGAUUUGUUUUGAUGUCAAGAGUCCAAGCAUUUCUGGUAUUGUUGGAUUUUAGCUUAUGUUCAAAGCUAAUCCAAAUAUAUCUCUGGUAAGUGGCCUUUGCCCUUUUUUGCACCUAAGAGCCCAGAUGGUUUCUACAGUCUUUUCCUUUAGAGUGUUGGGCUUCCUCAGACAGUAAUCAUUUCUCUAAGAUACAACCCAGAUCCUUUGGGAAGCUGCAUUAAUUUGUUCAAGCCCUUGGAUAUCCCUUGGCAUGAUCGAUGAAUAAUAAAGCCGAACAUCAGUUUAAUUGCUAAAAGGACCUGUUUGAAUGUGUGACAUUGAUUAUUUUGAGGAAAAUAGACACAGGUUAGCAUGAGCUAUAUGUAUAGGUCAUGGCCACCUAAGUUCAUACUUUUCAAUCAAAUGGUUUUAUUUAUUUAACCAACGGGUUCUGUUUUCUUGGGCAUAUGGAAAUGCUGUUUGAUAAGCUUGAGAGUACAAAAAUGUACCUGUGUUCUCAAAGCUAGUAGCUGGAUUUUCAAACUUAAGGACACGGUCCUAAUUAAUAAAAAAAGAGUUAAAUAAAUAGAUUCUGCAAAUAUGAAAUCUGACACGAUAGGGGAAGGGCCGUGUUGUGCUUAAUUAAAUGUAUUGGUUCGUUGAGAGUUACAUGGAUUACCAAUUUUUGAAACUCUAAAAUUCAAUAAAAUGCAUUAAGAAUAGAAAAAUCCUGUACAUUAUUUUGGAUGUUAGCAGCUUGGGCAUUAACUGUGUCAUACCUGCUUUGAAAUUAAAAAAGAAAAAAAAGUAUAUAUCUUUGCUUAUUUUAUCCCAUGUAUGUUCUGAAUAUCCUCCCUUCUUGACUCAUGGAAACUCAUAACUGACAUCAUAAACCAUGAAGUCACCUUUCAAAGUGGUGCCACAUAUCUGAUAGUUUUUUCUUGUAAUGUUUCAAAAUUGCCUUUUAAAAUGAUCCCAGAAGCCCUGCAGAUUCUAAAUUAGACUGAACACUUUACACCUCUUUGGCAGAACCCAAGUCUAUAAAGAAACCUGUUCCAUGAUAAAGGGUGGCUGCCCAGCAAUAUGGAAGUGUUCCUGGAUAUUGUAUAAUAAUCUAAUGUGCUUACCACACUGCCAUUUUUUUAAUGAGUCAGAGACUAAUUUUUUCAAUACUGUCAUAGAACAAGUAACCUAUCCUCUUAAAAUGAAAAAGUGUAUGUCCAUAAUGAAGUGUUUGCAUUUAGUAAGAAUAAAACACAUUUCUUGAGCAUUAAAGUACUUUGGAGAGCCUUUGUGUCACAUUUUAGUAUUCUAAUUCAACUGACGUUUUAAAUUAAUAGAAAAAUUCAUUCAGAAAUCAUGGCUUUUUCUUAAUGUUCUUCUGCAGCUAAGUUUUGGCUUCUAAAUUAAAUUCCAAUAUGUAGCUUUCAGCUAAUCCAUAUCAAUUCUUCUUUAACUAAGAAAUACGUCUUUCAGAAAGACAGUUUGGCAUAAUGGGAUGGAUGUUGGGAAAAAUUAUCAGGACCCUCCACUGUGUCGUUAACUGAUGUUGGUAAAUCAUCUCUCCUCCUUAGAUCUCACUUUAAAAAAAAAAAAAUCGGUAUGGUGAACUCUGAGUUCCCUCCUAAAUCAGGAGCCUAUUCCUCUAUGACUAACAAAGAAGUUCAAAGUGACCUGAGACUAUCCUGUACAAAAUAUUUAGCUCUCCUCUCUGUGAAUAAGCAUCUUGACCAUAAAAAGUCAUUGCUGUUCGUGUUUCUAAUGUAAAUAGGAUCCAUUAGUAAGAGUGAAAUUCAGUCUCAAGUAGUGUGAAUUGGAUAACCAUUUACACAAGAGAUGGCUUUUUCCUUUGCUUAAAUAAACGUUUUGGGUCACCUCUGAAGAAUGAAAACCAGUAGUACAUUUUAGUCUGGAAGAAAUACUAUAAGAUGUGUGUAAUAUUUGGAAAUGCACCAAGGUAAGCAUUUAAAUGCCCUCAUUUUAUUAAAAGCUAAGAGCAGAAAAAUGUGAGAGGCUUCUUUAAAAUUGUGGAAUGUUAAAGAUAUUUUAGAAUCCAUUUGGAAAGGGGUAGUAAUCCAUAAAUUAUAUUUUAAAUUUGGAAAAUGGGAUAAGAAUUGUAAAGUAAUGGCAACUUGUCUUUGAAACAAUAUUAUUUUGAAAUUUGGCUUUAAGAUAUAAACAUUCAGAUUGAAAUUCUAACUAGUUCACUUGUGGUGUUUGGUCACACAAUACAUGCCAUUGCUGCUUUCCAUUAACUAAUCUUAAAAUGCCUUAGAUAAAUGCAAAGAUUAAAAAAAUGGCACUUGCAUUUCAUAACAAGGUGUUUUAGAAAUAUAAUCCAUAUUAAAAUGGGUAUUCAUGAUCCUAAAAUGUUUGCUAAGCAUUGUAAAUUUAUAACUGCCAUCUCCAUCCACAUUCUUCCGAUGUUUUUAAAAAUAAAUUUAAGAUAAUAAUUGUUUAAACUGAAAACCAUGGUAUUUUCAGUUGUUUGAUUUCUGCACUGCAAGACUCACUAAAUACAAUUUUCCAAUCAAAAUAUCUUAUUCUCCUAUAUUCAAAGGAUUGAUGUGUGAUUAUAGUGUCCACUUGCCACUAUUUUUUAAAAUCAAUGGACUUGAAAAGUAUUCAGUCAUUUAGAUGGAUGCACAGAUAUAUUGCUAGUUCAGUCAUAGGUUGGAGUUUGCAUAUUGUAAUGUAAAUGUAUGUCAACACUAUUCUAAAUAGUUUUAUUAUGAUUGAAGUUUAAUUAAAUAAAAAAGUUGUAAAAUGUGUUGUGUAUGUGUAUAUACUGUAUGUGUACUUUUUAAAAUAGUUAUAUGUCCUGAUCCUUUUUUAUACAGGUUUGAAUUUGAAAUUACAUUAUAUAUACAUAUACUUUAUUGUUCUAAAUA
Molecule: messenger RNA, 5433 nt
Organism: Loxodonta africana (African savanna elephant)
Lineage: Eukaryota; Metazoa; Chordata; Mammalia; Proboscidea; Elephantidae
Gene: KITLG
Product: KIT ligand
Exons: 10
Coding region: 189-1010 (273 amino acids)
Biological process (GO): positive regulation of cell population proliferation; cell adhesion
Cellular component (GO): plasma membrane
Molecular function (GO): stem cell factor receptor binding; cytokine activity
Source: RefSeq, a predicted model, not a curated record